Messenger RNA from Panonychus citri (citrus red mite), 676 nucleotides. Its product is annotated as E-selectin-like. The transcript has 5 exons. NCBI's taxonomy places the organism in Eukaryota, Metazoa, Arthropoda, Arachnida, Trombidiformes, Tetranychidae. Bases 135 to 548 code for a protein of 137 amino acids. The record is from RefSeq and is a predicted model, not a curated record.
ACCAAUUGAUCAUAGAAAACAAUAGGAAGCAAAUUUUGAUCAAUACACGAGUACAGAGAUAAUUAGACUGAUUGUUAUUGAUCAUUUAGAUUUACAAUUUACUUGAAAAUAGAAGGCAAAAAAAGUUAAUUAUCAUGAAAGGCUUAACUAAUUUUCUCGUUACAAUUACUUUAAUUGUCUCCUCGUUGGUCAUCAUAACAACAAAUGGACAAUAUAAUCCAUAUUAUCCUCCUCAGUAUCCUUACUACCCUCAACCUUACCCUCAACCUUACCCUCAGCCUGUGAAUCAAUAUCAAACUGGUACAUGUCCAAACGCCUUGACCGCUCCAUCAAAUGGAGCCUUAGUCUCUGGUUGUGCUCCAACCAUCGGGAGUGUUUGUACCUUUUCCUGUAACUCGGGUUACACUUUGUCCGGAUCAUCAACGGUUACCUGUGUAGCCCCUGGCUACUGGUCAUCUGCCGCUCCAACUUGUUCAGCGAGUACAAGAGUAAUUGGCUACCUUGCUGUUCCCAAUAGAGGAUUUGGAAGACCAUAUGUAUGGGGAUAAAUUGUCAAGCUCGGAAAUCAAUACUCAUCAAUUAACUGAUAUUAUGAAACAACUAUCAACUAAUCAUCUCUUGCACAGUUAAUGUAACUUCAAUAAAAGCUUAACUGCAAUUAAACAAAUUCAAUUGA